This is a messenger RNA of Nicotiana attenuata, 3430 nucleotides long. RefSeq lists its product as uncharacterized. The coding region runs from base 282 to 2750 and encodes 822 amino acids. The record is from RefSeq and is a predicted model, not a curated record. Lineage: Eukaryota; Viridiplantae; Streptophyta; Magnoliopsida; Solanales; Solanaceae. The transcript is spliced from 7 exons.
ACGAAAUAAAUAAAUAUUAAAUAGAAUGGUAGUUUACUCCUUACGUCACCGUAGCCUUCCAACUUUACACAAUCUUCUUUUCUCCUCAGAAAUUGUACUAAAACAGUUUAAUUGGAUGAUAAUUGACCAUAAAUUUCUGGUUUAUUGCAAUUGGUGAAAAAGGGUCCAUAUUUUUCCAUAUGAUUAUUAAACAAGAACUUUUCAAAUCUUGCAGCAACUUCUGUUUUGGAACUUCCUUGGCACUCAAGUGACAGCUCGUAGAAGGUUGUAUAAUUUACAUAAUGGCAAAGAAAGCUGAAUAUGUAUUCCUUGAAGAAUGGCUAUGCAGCAGCAGUGGCACCCACGAGAAUACGACGUUGAGACAUCCUCCUUCGACAUCAGCCCAAAAUAUCAUCCGAGCAUGGGCUGAUCUUAGGGACUCCCUUCACAAUAAGUCAUUCCAAUCAAAUCACCUCCAAUCUCUAAGGACACUCGUCAAUGCGCAGUUCUCUCUUUAUAUUGCUGAUCCACAAGCAAAGCUUCUUCUGUCUAUUUUGUCCUCACAAAAAGUCUCCCUUCCGCAGGAAUCUUAUCCUUUAUUUGUCAGGCUUCUGUAUAUUUGGGUUAGGAAAUCAUCUAGACAUUCUCCUGGGGUCAUUGAUUCAGCGGUGGAGGUCCUCUUGCAUCUUUUCUCUGGACAUAUUCAUUCGAACAAAAGCUUAUCUUUCUUCUCUGAAGGUGUUCUCCUCCUUGGUGCUCUUUCUUUUGUACCUUCAGCAUCCGAAAAAUCUAAAACGGUCUGCUUGAAAUUGCUCUGCCAGCUCCUUGAAGAAGACUAUAGAUUGAUCGGCUUGUCUGAAAGGGCAAUCCCCAAUGUUCUUGCAGGAAUUGGCUAUGCCUUAUCUUCUUCUGUGAACAUUUAUUUUGUUAGAGUUCUCUGUUGUUUAAUGGAAUUGUGGGAUAAAAGUGAUGGUCCUUCUGCUAGUGUGUCCAAUGGGCUCAUGGUACUGCAUCUAAUGGAAUGGAGUUUUCCAAAUUUUAUCAAUUCCCACUCUGCAGACAAGAUUGAUCUUUUCAGUAGAGAGGUAUUGAAGAAUACACAACCAGCAUUCUCUUUGUUUGCUGUAGUCAUGGCUGCUGCUGGAGUAUUAAGAGUCAUCAAUAGAUCUGAACAGAAAGCAUUAAUGGAGUUAAAGACUUCUGCAGAGGGACGUAUCGAGAUUAUUGCGCAUGGUUUAGUUUCUAGUGCCAGAGAUGCUGAUUAUGCUACCGUGGAGCCAAGAAACUCCUUUUUGUUACAGUGUCUAUCAUUAGCUUUAUCUAAAAGUGGUCCAUUUUCUUACCAAGCUCAUGUGUUUCUAUGCCUCACUACAGCAUUGCUGACUGAAAUCUUCCCCUUGCCACGUAUUUAUGUCAAAAUCCAAGAAUCACCUUCUGGAAACUUGGUGGGAUUAGUUCUCAAUGAGGUCCAGCAACAUCUAGACAGCAUUAUUUUUAAGGAAGCAGGGGCCAUAACUGGUGUUUUUUGCAAUCAAUAUGUCUUGGCAGAUGAUGAAAACCGAAGUAUAGUAGAGGAUAUCAUAUGGAAUUACUGUCGGGAUGUCUAUAUGUGGCAUCGGCAGGUUGCUUUGAUGCUUCGAGAUAGGGAGGAAGCACUAUUAGGGAAUCUGGAAAAAAUUGCUGAAUCUACUUUCUUCAUGGUUGUGUUCUUUGCCUUGGCAGUAACAAAGCACAAGUUAGGUUUAGGUGCUCCCCAAGAAAUUCAAAUGAGACUUUCAGUGAGGAUAUUGGUUGCAUUUUCUUGUAUGGAAUAUUUUCGCAGAAUGCGUUUGCCAGAGUAUAUGGAUACGAUUAGAGCAGUUGUUACAAGGGUUCAGGAGAAUGAAUCUGCCUGUGUCUCAUUCGUGGAGUCUCUUCCAUCUUAUGAUGAUUUGACAAACCAAGCUGUACCUACUAGCUUUCAGAAAAUGGAAUAUCUUUGGACUACUGAUGAAGUGCAGACUGCUCGGAUAUUAUUUUAUCUGCGAGUAAUCCCAACUUGCGUAGAAUGUAUACCAGCCUCUGUAUUCCGCAAGGUGCUGGCUCCAACCAUGUUCCUAUACAUGGGGCAUCCAACUGGGAAAGUGGCUAAAGCCUCACACUCAGUGUUUGUCGCUUUCAUGUCCUCUGGGAAGGAUGCUGACCUAGAUGAAAGUGUUACUUUAAAGGAGCAACUUGUAUUCUAUUAUGUCAAGAGAUCUUUAGAGGGAUAUCCUGGGUUUACUCCUUUUGAGGGACUCGCUUCUGGAGUUGUUGCACUGGUUAGACAUCUGCCUGCUGGAAGCCCGUCUAUAUUCUAUUGCAUCUCCUGUCUCAUUGAAAAAGCUGAUAGCCUUUGUAGUUCAGUCAAUACUACUACAAAAAAUGACUUGUGGAAGAGUUGGGAUGGAGAGUUGGAGCAUUUCAAGCAGAUGUUGGAUUUGCUUUUACGUCUCCUUUCUCUUGUUGAUAUACAGGUUCUGCCUAGUUUGAUGAAGUUACUGGCGCAGUUGGUCGUUAGAUUACCUUCCAAUGGCCAGGAUAUGAUUCUCAAUGAGUUAUAUCAACAUGUUGCAGAAUCGGAUGAUGUUAUACGGAAACCGACCUUGGUUUCAUGGUUGCAGUCACUUUCUUAUCUUUGUUAUCAAAAUACUAGCAAGAAAACACCAAAAGGGGUUGGACAAGUAAUACAUGAUUCCAUGUCAGGGACUAUGGACUCAUUAAGCAUGAAUAAAAUCACUGCACGUCUAUAAACAGUUGAGAGCAAAUUCAACAUUCAACACCAAGGGAUGAGUUCUGGGUGCUGCCUCCAGAUCAGUUUCUGUGGACCCAUAAACCUGUGUAAAAUGUGUUGGCUUCUGCCCGUGGUUGCAUCCCUUGAAGAUUUACCCUUUGUUCAUGAAGACUUGUGUGCGCUUUGAGAUGGUAUCGACACAAACUUGACCAACAGAUUCAGUUCAGCAAGAGGAAGCGGUUGCUCCUUUAUACCAACUUCUGGAUGAGGAAAUUGCUCCGUAUCUUGCUCUUGGACACUUGAUCAGGCUCUCAUUAUCUCGCCCACUACUUGUUUUACUUGGUAUUUAUGUCUGGAUUGUGAAGCAGCUUUGUCAUUGCUCAUUCCGCAGUGGAUGGUGGCCUCUCUUCCUCCAACAAAUUAAUUUCAGGAAUAGAUUGAAAAUGUUUUAACAUAAACAUCAUACGACUUAUGGACUAUACGGUUUUCUGUUUGAUUAUUCUGAAUUAGGAAUAUUAGUUUGUUAGCAGAAAUUGUUGGCAAACAUUAUGAAGCGCGUCUUCCCUCAGCUCACUCUUGUAGUAGGGGACUGGAGACUUCCAGAGGUGUAGGUUUAAUUGGGUUUUACUUGGUGUAUAUAUCCCUUUGCUCUUGAAUAAAUGCCCCAAUACCGAAUUCAAUGUGGUUUGACUCAUUUUA